GCGCUCCCGCCACUCCGUGCUCGCGAUCCCGGCUCUGCGCUUCCACGCGCUUGUGCCUGGACGGACCCUCGUCAGUGCUCUGCGCAGGAUUGGAACAUCAGUUAACAUCUGACCACUGCCAGCCCACCCCCUCCCACCCGCGUCGAUUGCAUCUCUGGGCUCCAGGGAUAAAGCAGGUCUUGGGGUGCACCAUGAUUUCACCAUUCUUAGUACUGGCCAUUGGCACCUGCCUUACCAACUCCUUAGUGCCAGGUAUGCUUGGGGACACAGGCACCCUGUCGGGCAGAAGGGCCAAGGUGCUCCCGAUUCCCAGUAGGAACUGCUUGGGGAUGUCUGAAAUUGAUGCCCUCAACAGACACUUCCAGAAGAGAGAGGGUGGACCUGGGGCUGUCAGGGACCCCCACUCCUUCAAGAAGGCCCCUCCCUCUCCCUUCUCCAGGACUCCCCUGCUCCCCUCACUGGCCCUCACUGGCUCCUGCAGCCCCAGGCCCAGAGAGAGGCCACUGCUGACCCCACCUGAGCCCCACUCCUCUGCCGGACACUUCUCCGGGCGAAGUCCUGGCCAUCUCCUGACCCUCCUCUCCCACCUGCAGACGUACAACACCAAUGCCCAGGUCCCUGACAGCGCUGGCACCGCCACCGCCUACCUGUGUGGGGUGAAGGCCAACGAGGGCACCGUGGGGGUAAGCGCAGCCACCGAGCGUUCCCGGUGCAACACCACCCAGGGGAACGAGGUCACCUCCAUCCUGCGCUGGGCCAAGGAUGCUGGGAAAUCUGUGGGCAUUGUAACCACCACGAGAGUGAACCAUGCCACCCCCAGCGCCGCCUAUGCCCACUCAGCUGACCGGGACUGGUACUCAGACAACGAGAUGCCUCCUGAGGCCUUGAGCCAGGGCUGCAAGGACAUCGCCUACCAGCUCGUGCAUAACAUCAGGGACAUUGACGUGAUCAUGGGGGGUGGCCGGAAAUACAUGUACCCCAAGAAUAAAACUGAUGUGGAGUAUGAGAUUGACGAGAAAGCCAGGGGCACGAGGCUGGACGGCCUGGACCUUGUUAACAUCUGGAAGAGCUUCAAACCGAGACACAAGCACUCCCACUUCAUCUGGAACCGCACGGAACUCCUGACCCUUGACCCCCACAAUGUGGACUACCUAUUGGGUCUCUUUGAGCCGGGGGACAUGGAGUACGAGCUGAACAGGAACAACGUGACGGACCCGUCACUCUCCGAGAUGGUGGUGGUGGCCAUCCAGAUCCUGCGGAAGAACCCCAAAGGCUUCUUCUUGCUGGUGGAAGGAGGCAGGAUCGACCACGGGCACCAUGAAGGCAAAGCCAAGCAGGCCCUGCACGAGGCGGUAGAGAUGGACCGGGCCAUCGGGCAGGCAGGCAGCAUGACCUCCUUGGAAGACACUCUGACCGUGGUCACCGCGGACCAUUCCCAUGUCUUCACCUUUGGUGGAUACACCCCCCGUGGCAACUCUAUCUUUGGUCUGGCCCCCAUGCUGAGUGACACAGACAAGAAGCCCUUCACUGCCAUCCUGUAUGGCAAUGGGCCCGGCUACAAGGUGGUGGGCGGUGAACGAGAGAAUGUCUCCAUGGUGGACUAUGCUCACAACAACUACCAGGCGCAGUCUGCUGUGCCCCUGCGCCACGAGACCCACGGCGGGGAGGAUGUGGCCGUCUUCUCCAAGGGCCCCAUGGCACACCUGCUGCACGGCGUCCAUGAGCAGAACUACAUCCCCCACGUGAUGGCGUAUGCAGCCUGCAUCGGGGCCAACCUCGACCACUGUGCCCCUGCCAGCUCGGCAGGCAGCCUUGCUGCAGGCCCCCUGCUGCUCCCCCUGGCCCUCUUCCCCCUGAGCAUUCUGUUCUGAGGGCCCAGGGCCCGGGCACCCACGAGCCCGUGACACGCCAACUUCCCACUCCCCAGGGCUGCCCACCGCCCGGCAGCCCACCCCACAAGGGGCAGGGAGGUGGGGGCCUCCUCAGCCUCUGCAACUGCGAGAAAGGGGACCCAGGAAACCAAAGUCUGCCGCCCACCUCGCUCCCCUCUGGAAUCUUCCCCGAGGGCCAAACCCACUUCUGGCCUCCAGCCUUUGCUUCCUCCCCGCUGCCCUUUGGCCAACAGGGUAGAUUUCUCUUGGGCAAGCAGAGAGCACAGACUGCAGAAAUUCUCAAAGCCUCUUAUUUUUCUAGCAAACAUAUUUCUCCAGACCCAGAGGCCCUGAAGCCUCCAUGGAACAUUCCGGAUCUGACCCUUCCACUCUCAUCUCCUUCCCUCUAGAACCCCCCCAGGCCCUACCAUGCUCAUGUCCCUGUCCUCAGGCCCAGCCCUUCUUCAGGGGAGAUGAGGUCUUUCUCCUCAGGACAAGGCCUCGCUCACUCACUCCAAGGCCACGGGGGUCCCAGGAAGCUGGUGCCUGGGUGGCCAUCCUACCCGACGUGGCCCAGGCCAGGAAGAGCCACCUGGCAGGGCUCACACUCCUGGGCUCUGAACACGCAUGCCAGCUCCUCUCUGAAGCGAUUCUCCCGUUUGGAACGGCAAAAAAAUUUUUUUUCUCUUUUUGGUGGUGGUUAAAAGGGAACACAAAACAUUUAAAUAAAAGUUUCCAAAUAUUUCUGAGGACA
Molecule: messenger RNA, 2625 nt
Organism: Mandrillus leucophaeus (drill)
Lineage: Eukaryota; Metazoa; Chordata; Mammalia; Primates; Cercopithecidae
Gene: ALPL
Product: alkaline phosphatase, liver/bone/kidney
Exons: 12
Coding region: 192-1871 (559 amino acids)
Biological process (GO): dephosphorylation
Cellular component (GO): plasma membrane
Molecular function (GO): alkaline phosphatase activity
Source: RefSeq, a predicted model, not a curated record